AUGUCCGAAAAGUCACGAAACGGAGGUGAAUCAGCUCCAAGGAUAUUCACUCUGAAAACUGCUGACUGGACUGUCUGUAGGCCUGUGCUGCUUGUCGACAGAAGAAACUUCGAUGCGAUGGCGCUUCACCCCGAUGUGCAAGAUGUUCACGGCAAGGAAUUGAAUGCGAUUAUCCAAGUCGUCGAAUGCGCGGCCCAAACAAGAGGUAGGUCCAAUGGAGAAAAAGAUAGAUCGCAAUAUGUAAAGGACCUUGAACUGCAGGUUCAGCGGCUUGGAGGUGAUGUCCGUGAAUCCAGGGGAGCAUCGUCAGACACAGCGCCCGCCUCUUCACGCCCCCGGAUAGGUAACACAUUCCAACUCUCUUUGUAUUUAGAUAAGGACAAUACCUCUUCGUUUCCCUUAGAAACGAACAGUACCGGAACGGUUCGGCAGGCUACCUCUUCGAAAGUUCCCCUCCCUUUCUUUCACCAAGCAGAACGAUCCGUGGCUCAGUCAAUAGCAGGCAUCAGACAUGGCAAACUCAACAUGCAAAUAUUUGCGGACGUUUUCGCGUUUGAUGUCAAUGUCGGGCUGGUAAAAUCAUCCUUUGAGGAGAUUAUUGAAGUAUACCCUUUCUUCACAAUACCUGACCCAGAGGUGUUGAAGGUCCUAGAGUCAGAGGCCAGCACACAAGCAUCAAGGAACUUGGCCAUCACCAACUCCUUGCUAGCCCUCACCGUUCAGUUCAAGGUGGCAAACGAACACAUAGGCGAACUUCUCCCCAUUGCGUGGGCUCGAUUCAAAAGCUCGUAUGCAAGGCUCUCUCAACUUAUCACCCAACCGCCUUGCAUCUCUACAUGUCAAGAGCUUUUAUAUAUGGUCAUGUUCUUGCAAGGGUUCGCCGACGUACGAACCUCUCACCAGCUUUCAUCUAUAGCUGUCACUGUUAUUCGAACGAUUACCUCGUCGAGCCACAGCAUCUCCAAUGUAUCCAUAGAGGAUACCCUCAUACUGUGGGGCGCGUUCAGUCUCCACGUGGAAAUAUCUCUUCGGUGUGGCAUUGCGCCCUCUAUUCGUGAGAUUGACUUCCAAGUGCCGCCCCCAAGUAGAGAUGCGUUGGUCAACUGCACCAACGAAUUCGCACCAAAAGGUUACGCCGAACAUAUGGUAGCCCGAGCAGAGCUUUCUCUUAUUCAGUCAAACAUAGCCGAUCUUGAUACAGACAUCACUCCAAAUCAUACAUCGCUGGAAGAAGACCUCAACUCAUGGGCAACUAGGACUUUCGGUGACACCGACCUAGAAUCCGAGGAAUCGCUCUCAUUUCCGACUCUGACUCUCAGAUUCGUGUACUACCACUCGAGAUUUAGAUUGGCACGAAUCAGUCAGCGCUCCCCUGAGGCCGGCAUAACAUUUGCCCAGUCUACACUUCGGCUACUACAGCAUGUUCCCAACCAACAGUAUUUGACUGUCUGGCGAAUCCUAGUUUAUCCAAUCUGGGCAUCUCUUGCGCUCCUCGAGGAUACACUGAAAGUACCGGAUGGCUCACGGGCAUGCACGAAUAGUCAGCUCAUUCAAACUCUAUAUAAUUUCUUGGAAAGUACACAAAGAUCACAGCAUUGCGAUUUAGGAUAUAUGGUGGAGGGGUUGUCGAAGAUAUCUGCUCUAGCAACGGCUGCUCUGCCCGGACAGCAAAUUGAGAACACUCCUACAACUUCUUAUAGUAGCGAUGGAAGGCCCUUGAAGAUUCUUCAAUUUCUUGGCCAGUACAAAGAUUUCAUGCCCCUGGCGCAGGGCCUCAUUGGAAACAUGCUAGAGCCAUCCAUUCGGGAAUUCUCAAACUUACUUGGUAUCGACGUCCCAUCAGGUGAAGAUUUCGGACCGUUCGUCCCCGAAAUUCUAAAGCCGGAGUUAUAUAAUUUUGCAUUCGAAUACAUUCGUUGA
Messenger RNA from Clonostachys rhizophaga, 1920 nucleotides. NCBI's taxonomy places the organism in Eukaryota, Fungi, Ascomycota, Sordariomycetes, Hypocreales, Bionectriaceae. The record is from the annotation of a GenBank genome assembly.